This is a messenger RNA of Entrophospora sp. SA101, 1794 nucleotides long. The record is from the annotation of a GenBank genome assembly. Lineage: Eukaryota; Fungi; Glomeromycota; Glomeromycetes; Entrophosporales; Entrophosporaceae.
AUGGAAUCUUUUAUUUCUUCCCCUUUUUUUAAUAAUGUUAUUAAAAAAUUUCCAGCUAUUUCUAGUUUUCCCACACCAUUUCAACAUUUGAAUGUUAAUUACUUUUUACCAUUAGCUUUUACAGGAUUUGCUUUAAUUUUGACUAAUGAUAAUGAACCAUCUAACAUCAUUCAGAAGCAUACGCAAUUUGUAAACAUCAGGAAUAAACGAAUUCGGAUCGUUCACAUUAUACAUGAACUUGGUGCAAAAGUGCCAUUAAUUUUAUUUAUUCACGGAUUAGGUGGCCAGGCAGCACAAUGGGAAUAUCAAAUUGAAUAUUUCUCAUCGACUGCAAAUGUUUUAGCUAUUGAUUUGGUUGGAUGUGGGAAAAAAGAUUAUACUACGGAAUCAUUAGUGGAAGAUCUAAUAGAAUUACUAAGACGUUAUCCAAGUGAUAAUACGGUAUUGAUUUGUCAUUCUUAUGGUUGUUGCUUGGGUACUUUUUUGUACCAACGUGUAAAACAAUCUAUAAAAGCUUUGACACUUAUUUCGGUAAAAGCUCAAAUAACCGAAAAAGAUCUGGAACGACAGCGAAGAAUUCAAUCAAUACCUGAUAUUAUAUUUAAUAUUUUACGUAUAUUGGAUCGUCGAGGUGGGACUCAUUCUACAAGUGUUAAUCGCAUGCUAAGCAAAACUGCAAAUGAUAUGAUUAGAUCAAAGCAACUUCUAUGGAAUAAACAAUCAAAAACUCAAGUUUAUAAAUUUAUGUUAAAGGGAGCGAAAUGGUUUACCAGAGAAAAUAUAGAUGCUAUCGAAUGUCCUUUAUUACUCAUUUCUGGUCAAGCGGAUGAAGUUACACCACCUAGCGAAAUGGCACUUAUACAUGAAUGGAAUAAUAAAGUAGGCGCAUCACCACAGCCUGUUAUCAUUCAAGAAUCAGGUCAUGUUCCAAUGUUGGAAAAACCGGAAUUGUUAAAUCGUAUAAUUAAUCAGUUCCUUAUAAAUGAAUGCAGACUUGCAACAUUGGAUCCAGCAUGGCAAAUAAUCUACGAAACCAAAGACGAAAAUAAAUGGUCAAUGAAAAAUUAUGAAAAGUGGAAACAAACACCUAUUAUAUCAGAAAUUACUGUCAAUAACACAGGUUUUAGAGCAAUGAAAGUUAUGCGUCAGAAUGAUGAAGAACAUUGUCCGACGGCUUUUAUUGCACGGCACCCGGAAAUAGGAUUUAUUUUAGAUAUAACAAAAGAUUCACCACCAUAUCGAACAAGUGACUUUGACAAUUCUCAUAUCACUUACAUAAAAUUCAGUACAGCUAGUAAAAUUCCACCUUCACGUGAUGAGGUUAGAAAAUUUAUUCAAAUAGCAAAAGAAGCUUGGAAUAAGAAACCAGAUAAACAAAUUGUUGUGCAUUGUCACUAUGGGUUUAAUCGAACAGGAUUCAUGAUCUGUUCUUAUUUAAUCGAAGAAUUACAUUUAACAGUUGCAGACGCUAUCAAAUAUUUUGAAGAAGCAAGAAAACCAACUGGUAUCAGACAUCGUCAUUUCAAGGAUGAAUUAUUUCUAAGAUAUGAACCACCUCUUCGAAUGAAUCCACAUGUGCAAUUUAACAAUAUAAUUAAUCACAAUCAGCAUAAUCUGAAUAAAUAUAUAAUUCAACAUCAUAAUCUUACUAAAGAUAUAUCUUCUAAUAAUAUAUCAGCACCAAUUAUCUUUCCUUCCUCAUCUAACAGAUCAUCAUCAAAUAGCAACAAUAAUAAUAACGGCGAGAAUGGUAAUAAAUUGUCUUCGCCAAUUGGUAAUUACAAAAAUAUAUAG